AUGUCUUCGAAUUCCCAAUACAAGUACGACGAGAUGUCCAAUAAGGUCCUACGGGCCAAUCGACGAUUGAUGGACGAGAGAGGCGAAUCACCGGUGUCGACCACUCCCCAGAGCGUUGUUGGUAAGAUCAGCAUUAAGGAGAUGGGCUCUCGAGUGGAAAGGGAGAUAAAGGAAGCUCCUGUACCAGUGGCAAAGAAAAAGAAAAAGAUCAACCGUUCCAUGAGGACGCUUCUUGACGCCUCUGUUGAGGAGCUCACUUAUGUGCCUACCACUGAAAAGUCACAGCAAAUAUACGAGAAUCUGCUAGUUUGGUGUUCAGAACAAUUGGAUAGCGACGUUCCAGGGGACAUUGUCCAGUCGAUGGCCGACAUUAUUCUAGAAAUUCUGAAAAAUGGGCGACUAACAGAUUUGCAGCGAAAAGACACUAUCGAAGAGACCAUGGGCAAGAAGCUUGAAGACGAGGUUUUCCAAAAAGUUCUCGAAUUGAGUAAGGAGAUUGAUGAUUGGAAACGUCUGGAUGGCGACGAAGCGGGGGGAGUUGUUAUUGAUGAGGAAGACGAAGAUGCAGCGGAAGAGCAAGACGAAGACGAAGAUGAAGACGAAGAUGAAGAACCUGCUGAAGCUCAAGAAGUUAAAGAUGAUGUUCUUUUGCUUACGGCUGAUGGUUCUGCAGAGACUGACGAGCUUGAUAUCAGGUCCAUCGACAAAUACUGGCUUACACGACUUCUUGCUCAAGAGUUCAAGGAUUAUGAUUCCUACAGACACACAGAGCUUUCGCAAAGCAUCAAUGAACUGCUCACCAAGUUUGCCGAGAAGGAACUCGAUAUGCGCAAAUUCGAGUCCAGUCUUCUCCAGCUGUUUGAUUAUGACUCGAAUGACACCGUGCGAAAGAUCACAAAGCAUCCGUUGGAGAUAUAUUUUGCAAUCAAGCUUUCCCAAGCGUCAGAGGCAGAAAAAUCACAAAUAUUUGACACCAUGAUAUCGAGAGGAUUGGAAUAUUUGGUCAACCAGUACAAGGGUAUCAGGAAACACAGCGACGAAGAAUCAUCAACGAAACGACAGAAGUUGACUGAAACGGAAAAGAAAGAGGUCAAAAAGCAAGUGCCCAGAUAUGUUGAUAUCGAGAGCUUGGUAUUCGAGCAGGGCUCGCAUCUUAUGACAAAUACCAAAUUCCAGCUUCCUCAAGGAUCUUUCAAACGCGCUCGCAAAAGCUGGGAGGAAAUCCAUAUACCGCCUCCCAAAAAACCAGAGUUCAAGGCGGACGAGAAACUCGUUGACAUUGUCGAGCUGCCGGAAUGGGCACAGACGGCAUUUCCUUCGAACGAAACCAAAACUCUUAAUAGAAUACAGUCCAAAGUUUAUCCUGCAGCCUUUCACGACGAUACGAACAUACUAAUGUGUGCUCCUACCGGAGCAGGUAAGACCAAUGUUGCGAUGUUGACAAUCUUGCGAGCAAUUUCCAAGUAUAUGAGUGACGAUGAAACUAUACGUUUGAAUGACUUCAAGAUUGUGUAUAUUGCCCCUUUAAAAGCUUUGGUCCAAGAACAAGUGCGCGAAUUCCAAAGAAGAUUGAGUCAGUUCAAUAUCACUGUAAACGAACUGACAGGUGACUCAAAUCUCACUAAGCACCAAAUCGCCACCACUCAGAUUUUGGUCACGACUCCUGAGAAAUGGGAUGUGAUUACGAGAAAAAUGAACGAUGCGUCUUAUGUUCGACUAGUCAGGCUGAUCAUUCUCGACGAAAUCCAUCUGUUGCAUGAUAUAAGAGGACCCGUUCUAGAAAGUAUUGUGGCCAGAACUCUCAAAUACGCGGAUGACAACAAUGAGGAACCGGUGAGGCUGGUUGGACUAUCAGCUACGUUGCCGAACUAUGCUGAUGUUGCCAGAUUUUUGCGAGUGGAACAAAAAGGAUUGUUCUACUUUGACGCAACCUACCGUCCAUGUCCGCUGGCCCAGCAGUUUGUUGGCAUUACGGAGAAAAAGUCACUGAAGCGCUUUCAGGCAAUGUACGAGGUGUGCUACGAUAAAGUUGUGGAAAACCUUUCCAAUGGACACCAGGUGAUCAUUUUUGUUCAUUCGAGGAAAGAGACGGAGAAAACAGCUAAAUGGAUCGUGGACAAGCUGAUUGAAACAGAGAGAGUGGCAGACUUGAUCAAGUUUACGCCUGGGGUCCAGGAGAUUCUGAGAACUGAGGCGCAAGAAGCAGCUAGCGAGGGCCUCCAAAAUGUGCUUCCUAUGGGUUUCGGAAUCCAUCACGCUGGAAUGAACAAAAAGGAUAGGUCCACAACCGAGGACCUUUUCGCCCAAGGCUAUUUGAAAGUGCUGGUUUCCACGGCAACUUUGGCGUGGGGUGUUAACUUACCUGCGCACACGGUCAUUAUCAAAGGCACGAAUGUUUACUCUCCUGAGAAAGGUACGUGGGUUGAGCUUUCACCUCAGGAUAUUCUUCAAAUGCUAGGAAGAGCUGGUAGACCAAGAUACGAUACUCAUGGUGAGGGUAUUAUCAUCACCAACCAGGACGAGGUGAAGUAUUACCUCGCGAUAUUGAACCAGCAGCUGCCAAUUGAAUCCCAACUGGUCUCGAAGCUUGUGGACAACCUCAACGCCGAAAUAGUGCUGGGAACUGUUCAGUCGUUAGAGGACUGCAUAAAAUGGCUGGGUUACACCUAUCUGUAUGUCCGCAUGUCGCACUCACGCAGUCUAUACCAUGUUGGGAUGGAGUAUGAAAAUGACACAGAUUUAGUCGAAAGAAGGCGCGACUUGGCGUACUCUGCUCUUCUGCUGCUCAUGAAAAACGGGUUGAUAAAGUACAGCUUCCAAAAAGACCAAAUAACGGCCACUGACAUGGGCCGCAUCGCAUCGCAUUACUACAUUUCUUACAGAAGCAUUCGCAAUUACUCGAAACACCUAAAUCCGGAUAUGAACGAGACCGAUUUAUUCAGAAUGUUCGCCAGCAGUGAGGAGUUUAAAUACAUUCCAGUCCGACAGGAAGAAAAGAUGGAAAUCAAGAAGCUGAUGGAGAGAGCCCCGAUUCCGGUGAGCGAAUCAAAUGAAGACCCACUAGCGAAGAUUAGUAUUCUCCUUCAGGCCUAUAUUUCACAACUUCGACUGGAAGGCUUUGCUUUGAUGGCAGACAUGAUUUAUGUGGUCCAAUCUGCUGGGCGUCUAUUUCGGGCCAUGUUGGAAAUGGCGCUAAAGAAGGGCUGGCCCCGGCUUGCAGUUCUCUUGAUUGACUUGUGCAAAAUCAUUGAAAGACGUUUGUGGCUGACGAACUCGCCGUUCCGACAGUUCUCUAGGGCCCCAUUUGAGAUCAUACAAACUACCGAGCGGUCUAUGACUCCGUGGAAAUACUAUUUGCGUCUUUCUGACGAGUUCGAGGUUGCCCAGGCUCUAAAGUCCGAGCGCUUUGGACGCAUAGGGUUUGAGCUGCUUCAAAAAUUCCCCAAGUUGAAAAUGUCUUGCCAAGCCCAGCCAAUCACUCCGUCAUUGCUGAAGGUGGAGGCAGAAAUCAUUCCUUCGUGGAAAUGGGACUAUGACAUUCACGGGUGGAGCGAGCAGUUCAUUCUUCUUGUAGAAGACUGUGAUUCAGAGAAACUUCUUUACUCCACCACGCUCAUUGUGCAAAGCAAGUAUAUCGACCAGCCACAUCUGGUUGAUUUUACUGUGCCAUUUAUCGAUUCAUCGCAGCCAAACUAUUUUGUGUCUUUGAUUAGCGAUCGUUGGCUUCACUGCGACACCAAGGUGCCAAUCAUGCUGAGCAACCUCAAAGUGCCAAAAAUAUUCCCUGCACCUACACCCCUCUUGGAUUUUGAUUUCAUUGAGACCAGCGAGGUUGGAGAGUUUAGCAAGAUUUUCAACUUUGAGACCUUCAACAGAGUCCAAUCCCAGGUUUUCGAUACUGUAUUUAAUACCUCAGAAAGUACACUGUGUUUUUGCUCCAAAGGUUGUGGAAAGACGACAAUUGCAGAGAUUGCGUUGCUGAGCCAUUGGAAUGAAGAAAAAGGUCGGGCUGUUUAUCUUGCCCCUGAGCAGUAUCAAAUUGAUCAGCUUCUAAAACGCUGGAAAAAAGUGUUAGGUCCACUAUUUGGGGGCAAAGAGAUUAACAAGUUGACGGGCGAGUUAAGUGCGGACUUGAAAUUACUCGGAGGCUCACAUUUAAUUUUGGCAACUCCCGAACAGUUUGAUUUGAUCUCCAGGCGUUGGCAGCAAAGAAAGAAUGUACAAUCCAUAGAGCUCGUUAUUGCAGAUGACUGCCAUGCAAUUGGUUUUGAUCCAAUCUAUGAGCUUGUCCUGAGCCGUCUUAGGUUUAUCGUCAUCAAUUUGAAGAAAGACAUUCGGGUUGUCGCACUAGGGUCCUCUCUAGCGAAUUCAAGAGACGUUGCUGAUUGGCUUGGUGUUUCCAAACAGUGCAACUUUAAUUUUGACUCAAAAGAAAGAGAGUAUCCUCUCGAAGUGAAAUUCCAAGCGUACCAGCUGACACACCAUCCAUCCAUGGUUUUAGCAAUGAUUCGACCAGCAUACAAUGCAAUCAGAGAUCUUGACGAGGAAAGAUGUAUUUUGUUUGUACCAACGAGAAGCCACUGCGUCGAUAUAUCUAAAGAACUGGUCAGAUUGAUGACGAAAGACGAUGCGAAUUGGCUGAGAACAGAUUUGGAGAGUAUUGAGAAGUAUCUGGAUCGGGUGCAAGAUUCCUCUUUGAAAGAAGUUCUCAAGUACGGCAUUGGCUUUUACUACACAGGGAUGGCAAACACUGAUCGAAGUCUCGUUGAGAAAUUAUACUCUGUCGGUGCCUUGACAUGUUUGAUGGCGACCAAAGAGACCUGUUAUUGGUCUCCUGCUGCAGAGUUUGUCGUUGUUUUGAGUACGCAGACCUAUGAAGGAAAAGAACACAGGUACAUUGAUUACCCAAUUAACGAUAUACUCGAAAUGGUGGGCCUUUCGAGAAACCAGAAAGCCACUUCAAAGGCUUUGAUUCUCACAAAUGAAGAGAAAGUCGACUAUUACAAAAAAUUCCUUGGCGAGUCGCUGCCAAUUGAAAGUCAGCUGGCAUAUCACAUCCACGAUGCAUUUGUGAACGAUAUCAGCACCCAGCUGAUCAGAAAUCGACAGGAUUGUGUUGAUUGGAUCACGUACUCCUACUUCUACAGAAGAUUACAGAGCAACCCCAGCUAUUAUGGCCUGAAGGAUACGAGCGAGGAUGGUAUCUCAGAAUAUUUAUCAGAGCUUGUUGAAAGCACACUGAACGAUUUGGUGGAAGCCAAGAUUAUAGAGCUUGAUAUUGAUGAAGACGUGGAAGAAGAAGAGGAGCUUGGAGAUGAAAUUAAACCUUUGAAUGGCUGCAUGAUAUCUGCAUAUUACAAUGUCUCGUUUGUGACUAUGCAAACAUUCUCACUGUCUCUCAACAACAAAACCAAUUUGCGGGGACUUUUAGAAGUCGUUGCCUCUGCUCAUGAAUUUGACGAUAUCCCUAUUCGAAACCAUGAAGACGAAUUCUUAGGAAAGCUUUACAACCGACUUCCGUUGAGAAGCGCAAGCAUCAGAAACUUCGAGUCUCCAUCAUUCAAAUGUUUCAUCCUGAUCCAGGCUCACCUUUCGAGAGUCAAUCUGCCCCCAGACUUGGCAGGAGAUCUGAAUAAUAUCUUAUUGAAACUGGUGAAUUUGUUAUACGCAGCUGUUGAUGUUUUUUCAAGUGAGGGUUUCCUGAACGCUAUGUCUGCCAUGGAUCUGACGCAGAUGGUCGUCCAAGCCAUGUGGGCCAAUGACAACCCGUUGAAACAGAUUCCUUACUUCAGCGAUGAAAUCCUGAAAGAAUGUGAGGCAAAGAAGAUUGAAACUGUGUAUGACAUCAUGGCAUUGGAGGACGAGGACAGAGACGAGCUUCUUAAAACACUAACUGAGAAACAACUUGGAAGUGUUGCCGAAUUUGUUAACAAGUAUCCAAACCUGGAACUAUCAUACGAAUUGGAUCUCAAAGAACCAAUCAAAGCGAAUGAGCCUAAGGAAAUUGUGGUGAACAUUGAACGAGACGAGGAACUAGAAGAACUGGACGCCGUUUGUCCUCGGUUUCCAUACAAAAAGAUGGAAAAUUGGUGGAUUGUCAUUGGGGAACACAAGAGGAAAGAAUUAUACGCUAUCAAGAAGCUUACGAUUUCCAAGGAGUCUCAGCAGGUGCGUCUAAACUUUACGAUACCGGAUGCUGGAGAGCAUAAGCUCGGUAUAUGGUGUGUCUGCGACUCUUACAUUGACACAGACAAACAGAUCGAGUUUGAUGUGAAGGUGGACUAA
This is a messenger RNA of Ogataea angusta, 6285 nucleotides long. RefSeq lists its product as uncharacterized. The transcript has a single exon. The record is from RefSeq and is a predicted model, not a curated record. NCBI's taxonomy places the organism in Eukaryota, Fungi, Ascomycota, Pichiomycetes, Pichiales, Pichiaceae. Gene Ontology annotation, molecular function: nucleic acid binding; ATP binding. Gene Ontology annotation, cellular component: nucleus. Bases 1 to 6285 code for a protein of 2094 amino acids.